AUGGACCACACUCCAGGAGCCUUCCCAACCACGCCCCUAGCCCAAGACCCUUCCUCCCAGCAACACCAUCAGCUCGGCGAAGUCGACCAUACCCCUGGAGCAUUCCCCACCACGCUCGCAGCCGAAGACGAGUCCUCCUCCUCCUCCUACAACCAGCACCGCGAGCCCAACAAGCUGCACAAGCGAGAAGACCCCCGAGGCUGGAGUCAGGAAGAGCAGCUGAAGGAACUGCCGCUACGAAACCAAUCCCAGGCCCAGCACCAGCACCAGGACUCGGGCAUCGGCAUGGCUGACAACAACCCCCCACGCCGUACUGUCGGCAUGACUGACAGUACGGGACUCGGCGCCAGCCGCAAGCCUGCUGUCAUGACGGGUGCUUACAGCCGCGUCCACGGCGAUGACCAGCCUAGCGGCCAGCAACACCAGCAGCAGCAGCCUAGUGAGAGCAUUGGUACUAAAGUUAGCAAUAUGGGCUCAGCUGCUCUUGCCUCAAUUACCGGCUCAGGCCAACAGCAACCCUCGCAACAGACCACCAGCGGCCAGCAACAGACGCCCGGUCAGGACAGAGGUGGCAUCGGUGCCUCCGCGCUCUCCCCGCUCACCGGCUCUGGCCAACACCAAUCUUCGCACCAGACCACUCCCGGCCAGCAGCAGACAUCUGGUGAGGACAGAGCUGGCAUUGGCGCCUCCGCGCUCUCCCCUCUGACCGGCACCAAGUCCGGCUCCAGCUCCGUGUACCCGGAAGAGCAGCCCUCGCGCCAGACAAGUUACCCCAGUCAGCAGCAGACGCCCAGCGAGAGCCGAGGUGGCAUCGGCGCCGCCGCGCUCUCCCCGCUGACCGGCACCAAGUCCGGUUCCAGCUCCAUGUACUCGGAACAGCAGCCCGAGUCCAGCCAGCACCAGCACCAGACCCAAGGCCUCGGUGUCGGUCAGCACGACCCCGCCAUCUCGUGCGAGGAUCACGAGCACGAGCACGACCUCAACACAGUGCGCAGCGGCCUGAGCGACAAGUCAAAUGUCGGGCACAGCGACCCCUACUGGGGCGACGUGCCGUACGGCACGGGCGUCUACAACGGCGUCAAGGGACACGGCAGCGACGAGGUGCCGCCUCCCACACACGAACACCAUCGCAGCCCCACGGAUGCCCACGAGCAGGGCCAGCAUGAGGGCCAGAGGGCUAUCCCGCUUGGGGGAUCCUCCGGUAUUUACAAUAAUGUAAUAGGGCACGGCAGCGACGAGGCGCCUGCGGACUCUCACCAUGACCCUCUGGGGCAGCUGGACGACCAGCGGGCUGCUCCGCCCGGUCACGAAUCCACUGCUGGGUCUACGCCCCUGGACCCUAACUUUAUGCAGCAGCACCGCCAGCAGAACAGGGACUCGCACCUCAAGGAAGGACUUGCGGGCGCCGGAGCGGGUGCUGGUGUCGGGUACGCGGCGCACGAGCUGGCGGACCGACAUCGCGGCGACCGCGACCCGCAGGGCGAGCUCCAGCAGCAGCGCUCGAACGUAGACAACAGGUACGAGCAGCCUGAGGCGCAGAGGGAGAGCCACGUUGGCGCUGGUGGACUAUACUACGGGGACGCCCUUACCGACGCCGAGAAGAAGGAGAGAGGGAUCAAGACGCACGAGCACGAGCACAGGCACAAGGAGCCCAAGGAAGAGAAGGACUUCAACCUUGGGCACCUCCAGGAGAAGGACAGAUCUACCGAGGACCCCAGCAAGAGCCGCCACGAGAAGGAGGCUGGUAUGGCUGCCGCGGGCGCCGCUGCCGCUUACGGCGCGCACGAGCAUGACAAGGACAACAAGCACGAGCCUACCAAGACCCACGAAGAGUCUCCGAAGGAGAAGAAGGGCGGGUUCUUGAGCUCGCUGUUCCACCGCGGCCACAAGGACGAUCAUCACGAUGACAAGGCCACCAAGGCUACGCCUGCCCACCAUGACAAGGGCGAGGGCUUCAAGGAUCCGUUCGUGGCUGCUGGGUACCACAAGCCGGGCGAGAAGUCGACGCAUGACAGGUCUCCUACUUCAGCUGUUCCCGGCGAGAGGCAGCACAACCAGCACGACAACAAGCUCGGAUACGCUGCUGGUGUGGCUGGACUCGGAGCCGGUGCCACUGGCGUGUAUGCCGCGCACAAGCACGGCGAGAAGGAUGAGGGUAGCCCUACUGAUGCGAGUGGUCGCGAUCGGGAGGAUCCCUACCGUGCGGCUUCGGUCGCGGCAUCGGGUUCCCCGCAGACCAACAGGUCGCAGGCUCCUGGACAGCAGUACGACCAUCUGGCGUCCGGCACGCCUUCGGGCGUCGACCUAGGCCACAGCAGCUCGCACUCAAAUAUCGGUGCCAACCGUGGGUCCACCGACUCGGCGCAUGGCGGGAUGUACAAGACUCUCUCAUCGGGCACGCCUUCGGGGGUCAACGUUGAGCCCAACCAACGCCACCACCACCACCACCAUGAGUCCGGCAGACAGUCGUACGACCCGACUUCUUCCGCCACGAGCCCUACCGCUACUGGCGACAGAUACGGCGACCACUCCGGUGCCAAGGCCGCUGCGCUCGGCGCGGCUGGUGCCGGCGCUGGUGCCGCGGGGUACCAGCAGUAUGCGCAGCGUGACCAGCGCGAACCCGAACUACAACAGCGCGAGAUGUCGCAGCCGGAGCAGAAGCGCUUCGCCGGCCUCGACGAGCUGGAGAAGACGCGGAGCAGCGGUAGUUUGCCCGGCGCGGGCGGUGCCGGAAGCGGACUCGCGCCCAGCGGACUGAGUGGAAACGGCUACGGCGGUGGAAGUGGAAGUGGGAGUGGUGGGUUGGGUGGCAGGGCGCCGGUGUUGCAUAAGUGCAAGAAUUGUGGUGAGGAUAAUGAUAUUAGCUCUUACUUCCAGAAAUAA
This is a messenger RNA of Anthostomella pinea, 2883 nucleotides long. The record is from the annotation of a GenBank genome assembly. Lineage: Eukaryota; Fungi; Ascomycota; Sordariomycetes; Xylariales; Xylariaceae.